This is a messenger RNA of Acinonyx jubatus (cheetah), 2225 nucleotides long. RefSeq names its product paired box 6 (gene PAX6). The record is from RefSeq and is a predicted model, not a curated record. Lineage: Eukaryota; Metazoa; Chordata; Mammalia; Carnivora; Felidae. The transcript has 14 exons. Gene Ontology annotation, biological process: anatomical structure development; regulation of transcription by RNA polymerase II. Gene Ontology annotation, molecular function: DNA-binding transcription factor activity, RNA polymerase II-specific; RNA polymerase II cis-regulatory region sequence-specific DNA binding. The coding region runs from base 623 to 1933 and encodes 436 amino acids.
GUGGGGAGGGGAAGGCUCCCGCCGGGCCCCGGCGCAAGUCUGCGCGGAGCGGAGCCCAACUCUAGCCGCCAUGACGUCACGCGGGUUGGGCAGCCAAUGAGGACCGCGCUGGCAUGGAUAUUAAGGAAAGUUAGCGCCUGCCUGAGCACCCUCUUUUCUUAUCAUUGACAUUUAAACUCUGGGGCAGGUCCUCGCGUAGAAAGCGGCUGUCAGAUCUGCCACUUCCCCUGCCGAGCGGCGGUGAGACGUGUGGGAACCCGCGCCGCCAGGCUCACCUGCCUCCCCGCCCUCCGCUCCCAGGGAUCUGAGAAUUGCUCUCACACACCAAACCAGCAGCGUCCGUGGAGAAAACUCUCACCAGCAACUCCUUUAAAACACCGUCAUUGCAAACCAUUGUGGUCUUUAAGCAACAACAACAGCAAAAAAAAAAAAACCACCCCAACCAACCAAAACUCUUGACAGGAGCUUUGGACGAAAGAGGAUGCCUCAUAAAGGGGGAAGACUUUAACUAGGGGCGCGCAGAUGUGUGAGACCUUUUAUUGUAAGAGUGGACAGACUUCCCAGAUUUCAGAGCCCCAUUUUCGAGCCCCGUGGGAUCCCGCGGCCCCCAGCCAGCGCCAGCAUGCAGAACAGUCACAGCGGAGUGAAUCAGCUCGGUGGUGUCUUUGUCAACGGGCGGCCACUGCCGGACUCCACCCGGCAGAAGAUCGUAGAGCUAGCUCACAGCGGGGCCCGGCCGUGCGACAUUUCCCGAAUUCUGCAGACCCAUGCAGAUGCAAAAGUCCAAGUGCUGGACAAUCAAAACGUGUCCAACGGAUGUGUGAGUAAAAUUCUGGGCAGGUAUUACGAGACUGGCUCCAUCAGACCCAGGGCAAUCGGUGGUAGUAAACCGAGAGUAGCGACUCCAGAAGUUGUAAGCAAAAUAGCCCAGUAUAAGCGGGAGUGCCCGUCCAUCUUUGCUUGGGAAAUCCGAGACAGAUUAUUGUCCGAGGGGGUCUGUACCAACGAUAACAUACCAAGUGUGUCAUCAAUAAACAGAGUUCUUCGCAACCUGGCUAGCGAAAAGCAACAGAUGGGCGCAGACGGCAUGUAUGAUAAACUAAGGAUGUUGAACGGGCAGACCGGAAGCUGGGGUACCCGCCCCGGUUGGUAUCCGGGGACUUCUGUGCCAGGGCAACCUACACAAGAUGGCUGCCAGCAACAGGAAGGAGGGGGAGAGAAUACCAACUCUAUCAGUUCCAAUGGAGAAGAUUCAGAUGAGGCCCAAAUGCGACUUCAGCUGAAGCGGAAGCUGCAAAGAAAUAGAACAUCCUUUACCCAAGAGCAAAUUGAGGCCCUGGAGAAAGAGUUUGAGAGAACCCAUUAUCCAGAUGUGUUUGCCCGAGAAAGACUAGCGGCCAAAAUAGAUCUACCUGAAGCAAGAAUACAGGUAUGGUUUUCUAAUCGGAGGGCCAAAUGGCGAAGAGAAGAAAAACUGAGGAAUCAGAGGAGACAGGCCAGCAACACACCUAGUCACAUCCCCAUCAGCAGUAGUUUCAGCACCAGUGUCUACCAGCCAAUCCCACAACCCACCACGCCUGUUUCCUCCUUCACCUCUGGCUCCAUGUUGGGCCGGACAGACACAGCCCUCACAAACACGUACAGCGCUCUGCCACCCAUGCCCAGCUUCACCAUGGCGAAUAACCUGCCUAUGCAACCCCCAGUCCCCAGCCAGACCUCUUCGUACUCCUGCAUGCUGCCCACCAGCCCUUCGGUGAACGGGCGGAGUUAUGAUACCUACACCCCCCCACAUAUGCAGACACACAUGAACAGUCAGCCAAUGGGCACCUCGGGCACCACUUCCACAGGACUCAUUUCCCCUGGUGUGUCAGUUCCCGUUCAAGUUCCUGGAAGUGAACCUGAUAUGUCUCAAUAUUGGCCAAGAUUACAGUAAAAAAAAAAAAAAAAAAAGGAUAUAUGGUGUUAAUUCAGUCAGUGACUAUGUGGACACAGCAGUUGGGCGUUCAGGAAGGAAAGGAAAAUGGCUGUUAGAAGCACUUCAGCUCUGCAAUUGUGUCCUGUGUUGUACCACUGGGGAAUGGACUUGAAGCAAGGACCUUUGUAUACAGAAGGCACGCUAUCAGUUGGAACAAAUCUUCAUUUUGGUAUCCAAACUUUUAUUCAUUUUGGUGUAUUAUUUGUAAAUGGGCAUUUGUAUGUUAUGAAAAAAAAAAGAACAACGUAGA